GCCAUCCGCGCCGUAAUAGUGGUGAAUUUCACUUUUCAUUCCAACAACUUCAUUGUUCCUGGCUGAUUUGAGUAAAAUUGCAAAAUACGACUCACGGGUGGUCGUUUUAGAAUAAUUUAAAGACAUGUUAAUCCCUUCGGAUAACCCUGGGAGCAGUUUUAAUUGUAAGAAGUAGGUACUGGGUAGACAUCGUGAGCUGAUGGAAACAGUGUCAAGGCUAAUUCAGAAGAGGAAUUCGCAAUAAUGAAAAUGAAGAUGGGCAGUCCGAAUUUAGGAUAUUCUUACCACCUUCCAUCGGCUGGAUGGAAUCUCAAGAUUAGAAAUGCAUUGUCCCAAUGCAGCGAUAUUUUCAGCGAAUUCAAUAAAUACAUUGCCCCUGCAUACCAUCACGAUCGCUGCGAAAGGUCUGUUCAAAUGCGAUUGUACUCCAUGCACAAAAGAGAAUUCGUCAUGGUCUUCGUUGCCUUUUUUGCGUGCUUUGGAUUAGCUGUCUUUAUUGGACUUACAGGUCCACCUAUCACUUCAACCAGUGAGCAAAAAGCCCAUCCAAAUGGCAGUGAUAUGGCCACCGGGCCUUUCAUAAUGAAGACACCUUCCCUUUCAACUUAUAGUCAACAACUCUGGGUCAUUGCUAAAUUGUCUACUCUGAAUAGUGAUGAUGAAAGGUAUGAUAAAAGUUUUCAAGUGAGUGUUUCGAUAGACGGUAUCACACCUGAUCGUAAAUUGGAACCAUUUUUGACUGCAGAGUCCGGACAUAAUAGAACGCGGCACCUAAAGUGCGAAAGACAAAAUUGCGAAGAUUUCGUAGUAGCUCAUUUGGGAUUUCUCCACUUUAGUCAUUACAUAAUUACUGUUCGGUUCCAUGGUUUGGAGAGUUUCCAUCAACGCUAUACGAUCCGAGACCUCACAUUCUACUUCAAGAACUACAAUCCAGCCUUUACGCAAAUAGAGAUUUGGUUCAGACUCAUAUUCCUAAUAGCCACGUUUGUAGUAACGUGCUGGUUUGGCAAUUCUCUUCGAAAAUAUCAUGUUCACGAUUGGUCGAUAGAACAAAAAUGGAUUUCCCUCUUACUCCCACUACUUAUACUCUACAACAAUCCAUUAUUCCCGAUGAUAUUUUUGAUAAAUUCUUGGAUUCCUGGGAUGCUAGAUGCAGUACUUCAGACGACGUUUCUCUGUGCAAUUCUAAUGUUUUGGCUUUGUGUCUACCAUGGUUUACGCCAGAAUGAAAGACGAAUCGCAACGUUUUACUUGCCAAAAUUGCUAAUUGUUGGAUUAUUAUGGGGAGCAGGUCUCACUUUGGCAACUUGGCUGAGGUGCACAGAGCUCGAAGAUCCUACGUAUAAUUACAUUCUGGAUACUUCGAAUUACUACGGAUUUAAGGUGUUUUUCCUUACGAUGGGAGGAAUCUAUGGUGCUUACCUUAUUUUACUGAUUCUACGGGCGUACAGUGAACUUCGAUCAAUGCCAUUUUUCGACCUUCGACUGAGAUUUCUGACACUCCUGGCUGCAGUGGUCAUAGGAGUCUGUGCUUUGGUUACAGCUCGGAAAUUCGGAGCUGGUGUAUUAGAAGAUAGUUUUGCCUCUCGUCUUUCAACCUACUAUCAAACAUCAGCCCAAUUUAUGGCCCUUUACGGUCUCUUAAAUUUUUAUCUUUACACCAUGGCUUAUGUGUACGCUCCUGCUGUUCAGCAAGUCUAUGGCCAACAUUCGUCCAUAACGAAAGAUAAUCCAUCGUUUUCGAUGAUAAAUGAUUCCGACGAAGAAGUGAUUUACGGAUCCGAUGAAGACAGUCGACGACCUUUGACUCGAGCGCCGAGAAAUACAGACGACAGUGAUUGAAGAAAUAAAAUUUCUUUUUCUUGUGGAGAACUUGAAAAGCAAAAGAACGCGGAUGCAUCGACUUAUACAAUGUCUACAAUUCAACCAUUACAAAUAGAUUCCUGUUAUGCACUUUUUGUGCAGUUGAAAAGACUAUACAAAAUUUAUCUUUAUUAUAUGUAGCCAUAUUGUAAUAAUAAUUAUAGCCUUUGGUAUGUAAUAUUUUUUACCUAUAGUAAUUUUUAAUAUGAAUAAGUGUACAUAUAAUU
Belonocnema kinseyi is the source of this 2090-nucleotide messenger RNA. Its product is annotated as transmembrane protein 181. Gene Ontology annotation, molecular function: toxic substance binding. The transcript is spliced from 13 exons. NCBI's taxonomy places the organism in Eukaryota, Metazoa, Arthropoda, Insecta, Hymenoptera, Cynipidae. The coding region runs from base 244 to 1842 and encodes 532 amino acids. The record is from RefSeq and is a predicted model, not a curated record.